Uncinocarpus reesii 1704 is the source of this 525-nucleotide messenger RNA. RefSeq lists its product as uncharacterized. The transcript has 2 exons. The record is from RefSeq and is a predicted model, not a curated record. The coding region runs from base 1 to 525 and encodes 174 amino acids. NCBI's taxonomy places the organism in Eukaryota, Fungi, Ascomycota, Eurotiomycetes, Onygenales, Onygenaceae.
AUGUUUGCAAACAAGCGCCUAAGAAAGAUGCAAACAUCCCUCCCACCCGGAAUAUCGAUAGUACACGCAGACAAUUUUAAUGAAUGGCAAAUGGACAUUUGUGUGUUGGACUCCAACCCUCUGUACCAAAACCAAACAUACCGCCUCCGGUUCCUCUUCAGCAAGAGCUACCCCAUAGGUUUGUCUCCCGACUCAGAGUCGCAAGACAACGAACGCUUGUUGACCAUGUGUGACAUUCCAGAGGCCCCAGAGGUCGUAUUUAUUUCCCUCCCGCCGUCCUCUCCCACGCCCCGCACUAUCCCCAUACACCCUCACAUUUACAGCAACGGACUGAUAUGCCUUGAUCUCCUUGGCUCAGCAGGCUGGACACCUGUUCAGACUGUGGAGAGCGUCUGCAUGAGCAUCCAGAGCAUGCUCACAGGCAAUACAAAGAAUGAACGACCGCCGGACGAUGCAUCCUUUCCCCCUGGAAGACCCCCACGGCCCAGAGAACUGAAUUUUCACUAUCAUGAUAAUGACGUUUGA